Messenger RNA from Symbiodinium sp. CCMP2592, 1219 nucleotides. The record is from the annotation of a GenBank genome assembly. NCBI's taxonomy places the organism in Eukaryota, Dinophyceae, Suessiales, Symbiodiniaceae.
AUGGAGUUGCCUUGCAGCCAAGGGUCCGAUUUGAGUGCCGAAGGCAAGCACUCCGAGCAUCCCUCACUCCUCUUCCGUUGCAAUUUCCAGGAGAAGGACGGCAAGCCUUGUGAGCAGCCGCUGGACAAAGGAUGGGUUACAGCCUGCUCCCACCUGUUCUGCAAUGAGCAUGCGCACAGGUGGUUUGCAAGCCAUGACUCCUGCCCAGUCUGCGGCACCAAUCCGGUGAAGCUGGUUCGCAUGGAUCUGUCUCGCGCCUCCCUGCGACGUCGGGGGACGAGCUGCCUGGUGGGCAUGUCUCCGCCGGAGGUCCUCCGAGCCCUCGAGGUCUCGCUUUCCUUUUGGACAGACCAGCAGCUGCUACGCUUUCAGCAAGAAGGACGACGCCGCGCUCAGGAAGUGGGCCGUCUCGCAUGCAUCGAGCGCACGGGCAAAGCUCGUCUGAUGGAGGCUGAGGAACUAUGCAACGAACUGGAGAAAAAGCAUGGUUGCAUGGAGAAUAAGCUGGCAGAAACUCUCAGAGAGGUGUCAGAGCUCAACGAUGAGCUGAGCAGGAUUUCGGAAAGCGUGCACCAGGCAAGCAGAGGGGGACUGCAUCCAGAGCGAGCAGCGACUGCCCAAAGCCAGAAUGAAACGGGCUUCGACCAUCCGCCAGUCCGGCAAUCCCAGUUCCACGAGAUUGCGACUGGCAUGGUUUUGCACUUGGUCGUUGACUGUUUGACGUUUGAAGACUUCCUUUACAAUGCCACGCACGGCAUAGCAGCUGCCAACAGCCGGCGGCAGCCGCGACCGAAUCCUUUCCGUUACGGUGUGCAGUUGAACUCGAUGCACACGGUCCAGCCUUAUGCAUGGCGCUUGCAUCAGAGCAUUUUCCAGGACUUGAAACUUGGCAAGGACAGAGCCGGAACCAUUGCAAGCCGCAUCGCUAUGGUGGUCACGAGAUGUUCAUUUGCCCUCACAUUCUUCGUGCAAUUCUUGUUGCUGGCAGUGGGCUUCCAACAGCAGCAAUCCUUACAGCCCAGUCCCAACCGCGACUCUUGCCCCUGGCAUUGGACUCGAUGGCAGACCCGUCAACACACUGAUUACUGCCAACCUGACGACGAAGGACGACGCCUACAACCCCUUCAAUCCGUUCCGUGCCCUUCCCACGUUCGGGAAGCAAGUGAAGAAUGCCUUCAAAUGUCCGUUUGCGACAUGCACCCAGGAUGUGGUCACAGAG